AUGGAGCUCCCUGGCGCGGAUGGGACGCUGUCCUGUUCCAUAGAGGAGACGAACGCGCUUCGUCUGAAGCUGGGCUUGAAGCCGCUGGCGGUGCGUGAUUCCACUCCUGCUGCGGAGGAGAGUGUCGCCAAAGCUCCGGAGCCGACAGAAGCAGACAAGUCGGAAAUAGAUGAGAGCGUAGCCGCUCGCCGGCGCCUGAUUGAAGGCGGCGGCAUAGCCGACCUGUUGGCCAAGAGCGAUGACUUGGCUCCACCGGGUGUCGAUGACGAAGCUGUGGCGGUAGAUGGCGCUUACAGUUCGCUCGAUGUGGAGGCAUGGUCGCGGCGAAUGGCCGCAAUCCAUCGCCGCAAACGUAUGGGCACGUUAAAUUACAGCGACGACGAGGAAGAGGAGCCCGUCGCGCCGGCUGUGCCGCCGAAGCGCACUGCUUCUGCUGUCAAGAGUGGCGCCAAGCUGAAGGUUCUGCACAAGGUGGACGAGUUGCCGUUGGAUUCCGGUAAGGAAGUUGUACUCACCUUGGCGGACGUGGGCGUGUUGGAGGCUGAGUCUGCGGGCGUCGCGGAGGUGAACUUUUUGGAAAACCCCGAGCUCGCCAAGCGCGGCGGGAUCAACCUUAAGGGUGGCAGCGGUGGCGCUGGUGCUGGCACUGCGGAGUACAACCCCUACGAAGAGGAGGACGACGGUGACGAGAAGUCAGACAUUCUGCGCAAGUACGACAGAGCAGUGGAGGAGUACCAGGGGUCCACGCUUUCCAACCUCGCAGGUGGUAAGCGUGGGUUCUACGUGGAUUUGGAUAGUGGCGUGGAGCCUGUUCCAAAGAAGGCCAAUACUCUGUUGACCCAGCCUACUGAGGAGAGUUUCGACUUCGGCGGGCUGCAGCGCAAGAAGGAUCUGUUGAAGAACCGCCAUCGUCCGGUGAACUGGGACAAGGUUUUCAGUUCCAAUUACACUAACGCGCAACGCUCCAGUCAAGCGGAUAGUUCAGCCACGACGGAUGACGUUGCUCCGUCACAAAUCGUCAAGCGAGUAACACUGGACAUGGACGAUGUGGAGGAGUGUAACCACCUGUAUGCUCAGCUGUCCAAACAUCGCAAUCGCACUCUAUCUACAGUGAAAACGGAGGAACCUGAACGGUCUGCAGAGACCGCAGUACGCACCAGCGUUAUAGACACCGGGGCGGUCGCCGCUGAUGCGCCCGGUCUCCAGAUCAACGCCACAUCUGAGCUUAUAAAUGCCGUUAAGCCCAGGCAUGACGAGGAGGAACCCGCCGUUCAACGUGUCGCUAGAAGUGUUUCGAAAACUUCUGGUCCAGAACAGACCGAUGAUGACACCGCGGACAAGGUGGAGUACCCCGACGGCAGCGUGGACAACACCGCUCCGAUGACGUCGGGUAUAGCCGCGGCGCUGGCGUACCUGAAGGAAAAGGGUGACAUCAUCGAGGAGAAGCGGGAUCUGUCCGACGUGGGGAAGGACAUCACCCUGCACUACAUGGAUGAGUACGGCCGCCGCUUGACUCCGAAGGAGGCAUUCCGCAAGAUAUCCUGGAGCUUCCACGGGAAGGGGCCCGGGCUGAACAAGCAGGAGCGUAAGAUCAAGCGGAUGGAGCGCGAGCGUCUGUCGAAGAUUAACCCGCUGGAGGGCCUGCCCACCAUGAAGGCGCUGCUCACCCACCAGGCGGAGUCCAAGUCGUCGCACCUGGUACUCAGCGGCAACACGCCAGGCAUGUGA
This is a messenger RNA of Babesia ovata, 1728 nucleotides long. Its product is annotated as SART-1 family protein. Gene Ontology annotation, cellular component: U4/U6 x U5 tri-snRNP complex. Bases 1 to 1728 code for a protein of 575 amino acids. The transcript has 2 exons. Lineage: Eukaryota; Apicomplexa; Aconoidasida; Piroplasmida; Babesiidae. Gene Ontology annotation, biological process: maturation of 5S rRNA; mRNA cis splicing, via spliceosome. The record is from RefSeq and is a predicted model, not a curated record.